GUUGAGCAAUCUAAUGAUUACUAAAAUUUCUCUCUAUAUAUAAAUUUAUCAAUUUAUAUGCGUACAAAAAAAAUAAUUCUAAUGAUUUUAUUAAAAUUAUUAAUAACAUUACAUAUAUGCUAUGGAACAUCUGGUAAUCUAAAAACAGACUUAGAUAAAUCAUGGGCCGAAUUUGAUAAAUAUUUAAAUUGUGAUCACAUACAGUAUAUUGGUUACUAUGAAGGAAUGGAAGAUGAUAUAGACAUGCAUUCUAAAAUAAAAACACAGUAUUUAUCUGGAAUAAAUAAUAUCAGAAAUUGGCAUAAUGUAGGACCUCUAAAAGAAAAUAAUGAAUUGGAUGUUUUUGCACAGUCAUAUGCAAAUUAUGCAGCCAGAACAGGACAAUAUGAUAAAUUCAAUUCAGUUUUUGGACUAUUAUUCUCAUCUCGUUUAGUUUCUAAUGACAUAGGAAAAAUACCUUAUGAAUUGUAUAUAAAUUUUGAUAAAGACGAUGAGCCUUUUGAUUUUGACGCAAAUGAGGAUGAAAUGAUUAAAUAUAUGGAUAAUACUUUGUGUCGACUUUCAACUACUGUAAUUUGGAAAAGUUCCAUUAACAUAGGAAUUGGUGUGGCAAAAACAAAUGAAAUACGUGAAUCACUGUAUAUUAUUGUAGCAGUAACACAUCCUAAGCCACGCGCAUUGGGAAAAUAUAAAGAAAACAUAACACCUAGAAAUAUUGAAAUCAUGGAACAUGAUGGUUACUUCAAAUUUCUUCAGGAAGUAAAAAAACGCGAAAAAAAUUUUCAUCAUCCAACAAAACGAACUCUAUGUCUACUGGCGUUAAAAAAACCAAAACGUUGACAGAAGUCAACAAAAUUAGAUUAAAGGAUCAAAAUACAGGUAAAUAUUUUUAAAUGAUUUUCUAAUAAAUACUUAUAGGUAAAAUUAUAUCAGUUACUGAAAUUCGGACAAAUUUAAACAUAAAAUCUGCUGAAACUCCUGAAAUAAUCGUAAAUACACAAACGACGUUUACUGUUAAUGCACCGAACAAUUUAGGCAACACAUUCAUUGAAGAACUCGAGUUAAAAUAUGAGGAAAUACAACAACGGCAUCAUUGAAAUAGAAAAAUUUGUAACAACGCUGACGUUAUAUUGUCUGUAUUAGCAGACGCUUUUAGUGAGAAACUUCAAAUGAUACGGACCAUUCGUAAAACUAACUCCUCCAAGGCAACUAAAGAAGUAUCUAAAAAACACUCUAUCUUGGGUAAUGAUAAAAAUAACGAGUCUUUGCCUAUAAGUUAGUUAGAAGCUUUAAAAAAUCAAAUCGCUAUGAACUUGCUCUCCCAAAUCCCAUUCAUUCGUCCCUAAGUCAGAUGUUAAAAACAUUACAAAUUCGAUUACUUCAAAGUCUUCUUCACGUUAUGGUACAGCGAAAGUUUAUCUUCCAUUGAAUAAAGCGAAAUUCGUGUUUACGAUCCCUGUUAAAGUACCAGGUAGUAAAAUUUUUAAUGGUCAGUCAGAACAUAUAGGUCAUUUAGCAGCUGUCGUUUACAAUAUGGACACCUCUAUGGCAUCAUCAAAUCAAAACAAAACAAACAAGAAAUUUGUGUAUAGGAUACCCAUAAGGAUCAAUGUUUCAAAUGGAAAAAAAAUUAGAAAAGUUCACUUAAGAUUUUAGAUUUAUCCUUAAACACUGACAAUACAUACAAUAACACGUAGUUCAAUGUCGUAGAUUAUACAACUGUACUUCUUUAUAUUCCAGAGUUAAACAUGUCAAUGCCGAACCCUAUACCAAAAAUUGUAUUAAAAGGACCAUUAAAAUAACCUUAUAUUAUUAUAAUUAAUGACACAGAAAGAUAAUUUUAACAAUUACUGUUAUUGUAAUAGCAUUUAACUACUGCCUGAAACUCUUGAAUAAACUUGUGUCUGUAUGAAAAAAAAAAAUGCUACAGUAUUAAACACUAGUCUUAAAGAUUUUAUUUCAUCGUUAGUCAUGAAUAUCACACUAAGAUUUAUGUACAUUAGUUCAUAUUUUGUGUUUGUAUAUGGCCAUAGUAGAUGAUUAU
Molecule: messenger RNA, 2044 nt
Organism: Daktulosphaira vitifoliae (grape phylloxera)
Lineage: Eukaryota; Metazoa; Arthropoda; Insecta; Hemiptera; Phylloxeridae
Exons: 6
Coding region: 58-840 (260 amino acids)
Source: RefSeq, a predicted model, not a curated record